GCGGGGGCCCGGCCACUUGGAGCAGCUCUGCCGCGGGGACUGCACUGUCCGCCCUGCCAGACCCGCCCCGACUGGGGCUCGCCGUCACCAGCAGUCACAGCACUGCGACCUCGGGCCCUACGUCGGCUAUGGCUGCGUCCUGGGACUAAGUCCGCAGGUUGUGUGACUGAGAUUCCCAAAGAGAGAGAGACUGAUAAAAGAAGAGAAGAAGGAGGGGCGGGCUCCUGGCAAGGCGUUCGCUCCUGAACAGAGUCCUGCAAAGAUGGAGAAGGAGGAGGAGACAACUCGGGAGCUGCUGCUGCCUAACUGGCAGGGCAGCGGCUCCCACGGACUGACCAUUGCCCAGAGGGAUGAUGGAGUCUUUGUUCAGGAAGUGAUGCAGAACUCCCCUGCGGCCCGCACUGGGGUGGUCAAAGAGGGGGACCAGAUUGUGGGUGCCACCAUCUACUUUGACAACCUGCAGUCUGGUGAGGUGACCCAGCUGCUGAACACCAUGGGGCACCACACUGUUGGCUUGAAGUUGCACCGUAAGGGGGACCGUUCCCCUGAGCCUGGACAGACCUGGACUCAUGAAGUCUUCAGCUCCCGUAGCUCCGAGGUGGUGCUGAGUGGGGAUGAUGAAGACUACCAGCGUAUCUACACCACAAAGAUCAAGCCACGACUGAAGUCGGAGGAUGGCGUAGAAGGGGACCUUGGGGAGACCCAGAGCCGUACCAUCACGGUGACCAGAAGGGUCACAGCCUACACUGUGGAUGUGACCGGUCGGGAAGGAGUGAAGGACAUCGACAUCAGCAGCCCUGAGUUCAUGAUCAAGAUACCAAAGCAUGAAGUGACUGAAAUCGCCAACACAGAUGUAGAAAUCCAGUCUGGGAAGACAGUGAUCAGACUGCCCUCAGGAUCGGGGGCAGUUUCUCCAACCCCUGGCUCUGCCAUGGACAUCCGGGCAGGUGCCAUUUCUGCUUCAGGACCAGAGCUCGAAGGUGCUGGCCAAUCAAAAUUCCAGGUCACCGUACCUGGGAUAAAGGUGGGAAGCCCUGGUGUCAAUGUCAGUGCAAAAGGCUUGGACUUGGGUGGCAAAGGAGGGAUCCAAGUUCCAGGGGUGGAUAUUUCAUCUUCUCUUGGGACUGGCUCAGUAGAGGUACAGGGUCCUUCCCUCCAGAGUGGUGGUACUGGGAAAAUUAAAAUUCCAACCAUGAAGAUGCCAAAAUUUGGUGUCUCAGCAGGCCCGGAGGGCCAGGUACCAGAGACAGGGCUGAGUGUUUCUGCACCUGAAUUGUCUGUGGGGCAUAAAGGUGACAAGCCAGGUUUGGCCAUUGGUGGGAACAUUCAGGCCCCUCACUUGGAAGUCAGUGCCCCUUCUGUCAAUAUUGAGGGCCUUGGGGGGAAGCUGAAGGGUCCCCAAAUCACUGGGCCAUCACUUGAAAGUGACUUAGGUCUGAAAGGUACCAAGCUGCAGGGGAACAUAGCAAUGGAUGCCUCUGCUUCCAAAAUUGAGGGCAGCAUCACUGGUCCCAGCGUGGAAGUUGGAACCCCUGAUGCCGACAUUCAUGGGCUAGGAGGCAAACUGAAUUUGCCCAAGAUGAAAGUCCCUAAAUUCUCUGCAUCAGGUUCAAAGGGAGAGGGAGUUGGUAUUGAUGUGACAGUGCCCACAGGUGAAGUGACCCUUCCUGGGGUCUCUGGGGAUGUUAGUCAGCCUGAGAUUGCCACUGGUGGGUUAGAAGGGAAGAUAAAGGGUGCUAAAGUCAAGACACCUGAAAUGAUUGUCCAGAAACCUAAAAUCUCCAUGCAGGAUGUGGAUCUGAGCCUUGGGUCUUGUAAACUGAAAGGCGAUAUGAAGGUGUCUGCUCCUGAGAUCAAAGGUGAUGUUAAAGGCCCUCAUGUGGCAGUUAAAGGCCCCAAAGUGGACAUAGAGACACCAAACUUAGAGGGGACCUUGACAGGUCCCAAGCUCAGCAGCCCUUCUGGAAAAAUAGGGGCCUGUAGGAUAUCUAUGGCAGAUGUAGACCUAAAUGUAGCUGCGCCUAAAGGGAAAGGGGGUGUAGAUGUUGUGCUACCCAAAGUAGAAGGGAAAAUCAAAGUCCCUGAACUUGAUGUCCAAGGCCCCAAAAUGGAUAUUAGUGCCCCAGAUGUGGAAGUGCAUGGCCCAGAAUGGAACUUGAAAAUGCCCAAGAUGAAGAUGCCCAAGUUCAGUGUCCCAGGGGUCAAAGGAGAAGGCCCAGAUGUAGAUGUGGCUCUACCCAAAGGAGACAUCAGUAUUUCAGGGCCUAAGGUCAACAUAGAAACCCCAAGUGCCAACAUGGAGAGUCUGGGGGGCAAACUUAAAGGUCCUGAUAUUAAUCUGCCUGAAGUGAGUGUCAAGACUCCAAAGGUUUCGAUACCUGAUGUAGAUCUGCACAUCAAAGGCGCAAAGGUGAAGGGAGAGUGUGAUGUCACAACACCAAAGCUUGAGGGUGACCUGAAAGGCCUCCAAGUGGACGCUGAUGCCCCAGAAGUGAAUGUUCAUGGCCCAGACCUGAAGAUACCCAAGAUGAAGAUGCCCAAAUUCAGUGUGCCAGGGUUCAAAGCAGAGGGCCCAGAAGUAGAUGUGAAUCUGCCCAAGGCAGAUAUGGACAUUUCUGGACCUAAGGUGGAGGUCAGUGCUCCAGAUGUGAGCAUUGAGGGACCAGAAGGGAAACUGAAAGGACCUAAGUUUAAAAUGCCUGAGAUGAAUAUCAGAGCUCCAAAGAUCUCCAUGCCAGAUGUGGACUUACACUUAAAAGGCCCCAGUGUAAAGGGAGAAUAUGAUGUCACAGUGCCAAGGCCUGAAGGUGAAAUUAAAGUUCCUGAUGUUGAACUUAAAAGUGCCAAACUGGACAUUGAUGCCCUGAAUGUGGAUGUCCAAGGUCCCGAAUGGCACAUGAAGAUGCCAAAGAUAAAAAUGCCCAAGUUUGGUAUGCCAGGCUUCAAGGCAGAAAGUCCAGAUGUGGAGGUGAAUCUCCCUAAGGCCAACAUUGAUGUCUCAGGACCCAAGGUAGAUGUCAAAGCACCAGAUGUGAACAUUGAAGGACCCGAAGGAAAACUGAAGGGUCCUAAGCUGAAGACGCCUGAGAUGAAUAUAAAGGCCCCAAAGAUCUCCAUGCCUGAUGUAGAUUUGCAUAUGAAAGGCCCCAAAGUAAAAGGAGAGUAUGAUGUCACAAUGCCAAAGAUUGAAGGAGAUUUGAAAGGCCCCAGAGUAGAUGUUAGUGCUCCAGAUGUGGACAUUCAGAGUCCUGAUUGGAACUUGAAAAUGCCAAAGAUUAAAAUGCCCAAAUUUAGCAUGCCUAGUCUCAAAGGAGAAGGCCCAGAGUUGGAUGUGAACAUGCCCAAGGCUGAUAUGGACAUUUCUGUACCAAAACUAGAUAUUAGUGCUCCAGAUUUGAACCUUGAAGGACCUGAAGGGAAGUUGAAAGGCCCCAAGUUUAAGAUGCCUGAGAUGCAUUUCAAGGCUCCAAAGGUGUCUCUACCAGAUGUGGACCUGGAUCUCAAGGGACCCAAAAUGAAAGGAAAUCUAGACAUGUCUGCACCAAAAAUAGAGGGAGAGAUGAAAGUACCAGAUGUGGACAUCAAAGGUCCGAAGGUAGAUAUUAAAUCAUCAGAUGGGGAAGGUCAGGGCCCAGACUGGAGCCUGAAAAUGCCAAAGAUGAAAAUGCCUAAGUUCAGUAUGCCUACUCUCAAAGGUGAGGGUCCAGAUGUGGAUGUGAACCUGCCUAAAGCUGACAUAGAUGUCUCAGGACCCAAGGUGGACAUUGAAGGCCCUGAUGUGAGCAUUGAAGGACCAGAAGGAAAGCUGAAAGGUCCUAAGUUCAAGAUGCCUGAGAUGAACAUCAAGGCUCCUAAGAUCUCCAUGCCUGAUGUGGACUUAAACUUGAAAGGCCCCAAAGUCAAGGGGGAUGUGGAUGUGACAGUGCCCAAGCUAGAAGGUGAAAUGAAAGUGCCAGAUGUGGACAUCAAAGGACCUAAAGUGGACAUUAGUGUCCCAGAUGUGGAUGUCCAUGGGCCAGAUUGGCACCUGAAGAUGCCCAAGAUGAAAAUGCCCAAGUUCAGCAUGCCUGGCUUCAAAGCAGAAGGCCCAGAAGUGGAUGUGAACCUGCCCAAGGCUGACAUUGAUAUUUCAGGACCCAAGGUGGACAUUGAAGGCCCUGAUGUGAGCAUUGAAGGACCAGAAGGAAAGCUGAAAGGCCCCAAGUUUAAGAUGCCUGACAUGCAUUUCAAGGCUCCUAAGAUCUCCAUGCCUGAUGUGGACUUGAAUAUUAAGGGGCCCAAAGGAAAAGCAGAUGUGGAUGUAUCAUUGCCUAAUGUAGAGGGUGAAAUAAAAGUUCCAGAUGUGGAUGUUAAAGGGCCCAAAGUUGCCAUUGACGCUCCAGACGUUGAAGUUCAUGGCCCAGACUGGCACCUUAAGAUGCCUAAAAUGAAAAUGCCUAAGUUUAGUAUGCCUGGCUUCAAAGGAGAAGGCCCAGAAGUGGACAUCCCUAAGGCCAACAUUGAUGUCUCAGGACCCAAGGUAGACAUUAAUGUUCCAGAUGUAAAUAUUGAAGGUCCAGAUACAAAACUAAAAGGACCAAAAUUUAAGAUGCCAGAAAUGAAUAUAAAGCCUCAGAAGAUAUCCAUGCCAGAUGUUAGCUUGAAUUUGAAAGGCCCUAAAGUGAAAGGAGACUGUGAUGUCUCAGUUCCAAAAGUGGGAGGAGAAAUAAAAGCUCCUGCUGUUGAUAUCAAAGGCCCCCAAGUAGAUGUACCAGAUGUGGAUGUUCAUGGCCCAGACUGGCACCUAAAGAUGCCUAAGGUAAAAAUGCCCAAGUUCAGUAUGCCAGGCUUCAAAGGAGAGGGCCCUGAAGUGGAUGUAAAUCUUCAAAAGGCCAACAUUGAUGUCUCAGGACCCAAAGUGAACAUUGAUGUUCCAGAUGUGAACAUUGAAGCUCCAGAAGGGAAACUAAAGGGCCCCAAGUUCAAGAUGCCGAGCAUGAAUAUACAGACACACAAAAUCUCUAUGCCUGAUGUUGGUCUUAAUCUGAAAGGACCUAAACUGAAAAGUGAUGUAGAUGUUUCUCUUCCAAAAGUGGAAGGAAAUUUGAAAGGUCCUGAAGUUGAUGUUAAAGUCCCUAAGGUGGAUGUGGAUGUUGGUGAUAUUGAUAUUGAAUGUCCAGAAGGCAAGUUGAAGGGUCCCAAGUUUAAGAUGCCUGACAUGCACUUCAAGGCCCCCAAGAUCUCCAUGCCUGAUGUGGACUUAAACUUGAAAGGCCCCAAAGUCAAGGGGGAUGUGGAUGUGACUGUGCCCAAGCUAGAAGGUGAAAUGAAAGUGCCAGAUGUGGACAUCAAAGGACCUAAAGUGGACAUCAAUGCUCCAGAUGUGGAUGUCCAUGGGCCAGAUUGGCACCUGAAGAUGCCCAAGAUGAAAAUGCCCAAGUUCAGCAUGCCCGGUUUUAAAGGCGAGGGCCCUGAAGUGGAUGUGAGCCUGCCAAAGACUGACAUUGAUGUCUCAGGACCCAAGGUGGACAUUGAUGUUCCAGAUGUGAAUAUAGAAGGUCCUGAUGCAAAACUGAAAGGCUCCAAAUUUAAGAUGCCCAAGUUCAAUAUCAAGGCUCCCAAGAUCUCCAUGCCAGAUGUGGACUUGAAUUUGAAGGGGCCCAAACUGAAAGGAGAGAUAGAUGCUUCUGUGCCAGAAAUGGAAGCUGAUCUCAGAGGUCCUCAAGUUGAUAUCAAAGGCCCCAAUGUAGAUGUGGAAGUGCCUGAUGUUGACCUGGAAUGUCCUGAUGCAAAAUUGAAGGGCCCUAAGUUUAAGAUGCCUGACAUGCACUUCAAGGCCCCUAAGAUCUCCAUGCCUGAUGUGGACUUACAUUUGAAAGGCCCCAAAGUCAAAGGGGAUCUCGAUGCCACAGUGCCAAAACUAGAAGGAGAACUAAAAGGUCCCAGUGUGGAUGUGGAAAUACCUGAUGUUGACCUGGAAUGUCCUGAUGCAAAGUUGAAGGGCCCCAAGUUUAAGAUGCCUGACAUGCACUUCAAGGCUCCUAAGAUCUCCAUGCCUGAUGUGGACUUAAACUUGAAAGGCCCCAAAGUCAAGGGGGAUGUGGAUGUGACUGUGCCCAAGCUAGAAGGUGAAAUGAAAGUGCCAGAUGUGGACAUCAAAGGACCUAAAGUGGACAUUAGUGCCCCAGAUGUGGAUGUUCAUGGGCCAGAUUGGCACCUGAGGAUGCCCAAGAUGAAAAUGCCCAAGUUCAGCAUGCCUGGCUUCAAAGCAGAAGGCCCAGAAGUGGAUGUAAACCUGCCCAAGGCUGACAUUGAUAUUUCAGGACCCAAGGUGGACAUUGAAGGCCCUGAUGUGAGCAUUGAAGGGCCAGAAGGAAAGCUGAAAGGCCCCAAGUUUAAGAUGCCUGACAUGCACUUCAAGGCUCCUAAGAUCUCCAUGCCUGAUGUGGACCUGCACUUGAAAGGCCCUAAGGUCAAAGGGGAUAUGGAUGUGACUGUUCCAAAGCUGGAAGGAGAUUUGAAAGGCCCCGAUGUGAAUGUAGAAGUACCUGAUGUUGACCUGGAAUGUCCUGAUGCAAAGCUGAAAGGCCCCAAGUUUAAGAUGCCUGACAUGCACUUCAAGGCCCCUAAGAUCUCCAUGCCUGAUGUGGACUUACAUUUGAAAGGCCCCAAAGUCAAAGGGGAUCUUGACGUGACAGUGCCAAAACUAGAAGGAGAACUAAAAGGGCCCAACAUAGAUGUGGAAAUACCUGAUGUUGACCUGGAAUGUCCUGAUGCAAAGUUGAAGGGCCCCAAGUUUAAGAUGCCUGACAUGCACUUCAAGGCUCCUAAGAUCUCCAUGCCUGAUGUGGACUUGAACUUGAAAGGCCCCAAAGUCAAGGGGGAUGUGGAUGUGACAGUGCCCAGGCUAGAAGGUGAAAUGAAAGUGCCAGAUGUGGACAUCAAAGGACCUAAAGUGGACAUCAGUGCCCCAGAUGUGGAUGUCCAUGGGCCAGAUUGGCACCUGAAGAUGCCCAAGAUGAAAAUGCCCAAGUUCAGCAUGCCUGGCUUCAAAGCAGAAGGCCCAGAAGUGGAUGUGAACCUGCCCAAGGCUGACAUUGAUGUCUCAGGACCCAAGGUGGACAUUGAAGGUCCUGAUGUGAGCAUUGAAGGGCCAGAAGGAAAGCUGAAAGGUCCUAAGUUUAAGAUGCCUGACAUGCACUUCAAGGCUCCUAAGAUCUCCAUGCCUGAUGUUGAUUUCAACUUAAAGGGUUCUAAAAUCAAAGGAGAUAUUGAUGUUUCAGUCCCAAAACUUGAGGGAGACUUAAAGGGUCCAGAACUGGAUGUCAAGGGCCCCAAAUUGGAUGUCGACAUGCCAGAAGUAGCUGUUGAAGGCCCGGAAGGUAAAUGGAAAAGUCCUAAAUUCAAGAUGCCAGACAUGCACUUUAAAGCUCCUAAAAUCUCCAUGCCAGACAUUGAUCUUCACUUAAAGAGUCCAAAGAUAAAGGGUGAGGUUGAUGUAGAUGUUCCCAAAUUGGAAGGAGACCUCAAAGGGCCAAAUGUGGACCUAAGUGGACCAGACAUUGAGAUUGAAGGACCAGAAGGCAAACUGAAGGGUCCUAAGUUCAAGAUGCCAGAGAUGAACAUCAAGGCUCCCAAGAUCUCCAUGCCUGAUUUGCAUCUUAAGGGUCCCAAACUAAAGGGAGAUGUGGAUGUUUCCCUGCCCAAAGUAGAAGGUGACCUCAAGGGCCCUGAAGUUGACAUCAAAGGCCCCAAAGUGGACAUUAGUGCUCCAGAUGUAGAUGUUCAGGGCCCAGACUGGCACCUGAAGAUGCCCAAGGUGAAAAUGCCCAAGUUCAGCAUGCCUGGCUUCAAGGGAGAGGGCCCUGAAGUAGAUGUGAGCCUGCCAAAGGCUGACAUUGAUGUCUCAGGACCCAAGGUGGACAUUGAUGUUCCAGAUGUGAAUAUAGAAGGUCCUGAUGCAAAACUUAAGGGUCCUAAGUUCAAGAUGCCAGAGAUGAACAUCAAGGCUCCCAAGAUCUCCAUGCCUGAUUUACAUCUUAAGGGUCCCAAACUAAAGGGAGAUGUGGAUGUUUCCCUGCCCAAAGUAGAAGGUGACCUCAAGGGCCCUGAAGUUGACAUCAAAGGCCCCAAAGUGGACAUUAGUGCUCCAGAUGUAGAUGUUCAUGGUCCAGACUGGCACCUGAAGAUGCCCAAGGUGAAAAUACCCAAGUUCAGCAUGCCUGGCUUCAAGGGAGAGGGCCCUGAAGUAGAUAUGAGCCUGCCAAAGGCUGACAUUGAUGUCUCAGGACCCAAGGUGGACAUUGAUGUUCCAGAUGUGAAUAUAGAAGGUCCUGAUGCAAAACUUAAGGGUCCUAAGUUCAAGAUGCCAGAGAUGAACAUCAAGGCUCCCAAGAUCUCCAUGCCUGAUUUACAUCUUAAGGGUCCCAAACUAAAGGGAGAUGUGGAUGUUUCCCUGCCCAAAGUAGAAGGUGACCUCAAGGGCCCUGAAGUUGACAUCAAAGGCCCCAAAGUGGACAUUAGUGCUCCAGAUGUAGAUGUUCAUGGUCCAGACUGGCACCUGAAGAUGCCCAAGGUGAAAAUACCCAAGUUCAGCAUGCCUGGCUUCAAGGGAGAGGGCCCUGAAGUAGAUAUGAGCCUGCCAAAGGCUGACAUUGAUGUCUCAGGACCCAAGGUAGACAUUGAUGUUCCAGAUGUGAAUAUAGAAGGUCCUGAUGCAAAACUUAAGGGUCCUAAGUUCAAGAUGCCAGAGAUGAACAUCAAGGCUCCCAAGAUCUCCAUGCCUGAUUUACAUCUCAAGGGUCCCAAACUAAAGGGAGAUGUGGAUGUUUCCUUGCCCAAAGUAGAAGGUGACCUCAAGGGCCCUGAAGUUGACAUCAAAGGCCCUAAAGUGGACAUUGAUGCUCCAGAUGUAGAUGUUCAUGGUCCAGACUGGCACCUGAAGAUGCCCAAGGUGAAAAUGCCCAAGUUCAGCAUGCCUGGUUUCAAGGGAGAGGGUCCUGAAGUGGAUGUGAACCUGCCAAAGGCUGACAUAGAUGUCUCAGGACCCAAGGUGGACAUUGAAGGCCCUGAUGUGAGCAUUGAAGGACCAGAAGGAAAGUUGAAGGGUCCUAAGUUCAAGAUGCCUGAGAUGAACAUCAAAGCCCCCAAGAUCUCCAUGCCAGACAUUGAUCUUAACCUGAAAGGCCCCAAAGUGAAGGGUGAUGUAGACGUGUCCCUGCCCAAAGUGGAAGGUGAGAUUAAAGUUCCUGAAGUUGACAUCAAAGGCCCCAAAGUAGACAUUGAUGCUCCAGGUGUGGAUGUUCAUGGUCCAGACUGGCACCUGAAGAUGCCCAAGAUGAAAAUGCCCAAGUUCAGCAUGCCUGGCUUCAAGGGAGAGGGCCCUGAAGUAGAUGUGAACCUGCCAAAGGCUGACAUUGAUGUUUCAGGACCCAAGGUGGACAUUGAUGUUCCAGAUGUGAAUAUUGAAGGUCCUGAUGCAAAACUGAAGGGUCCUAAGUUCAAGAUGCCAGAAAUGAACAUUAAAGCUCCUAAGAUCUCAAUGCCAGAUUUGGACCUUAACAUUAAAGGCCCCAAAGUGAAAGGAGAUGUGGAUGUUUCACUUCCAAGUGUUGAAGGUGAUUUGAAAGGGCCUUCUCUUGACAUAAAGGACCCAAAAUUAGAUAUAAAUGCUCCAGAUGUUGACAUUCAUGGUCCCGAGGGCAAAUUAAAAGGCCCCAAACUGAAAAUGCCUGACAUGCAUGUCAACAUGCCCAAGAUCUCUAUGCCUGAAAUUGACUUGAAUUUAAAGGGCUCAAAGCUUAAGGGAGAUGUUGAUAUCUCUGGACCCAAACUGGAGGGUGAAAUUAAAACUCCCAAGUUAGAUGUGAAGGGCCCGGAAGUGGACAUUUCUGCUCCCAAGGUUAAUAUUGAAGGGAAAUCAAAGAAAUCUCGUUUUAAACUCCCUAAAUUUAAUUUUUCUGGAUCCAAAGUUCAGACACCUGACAUGGAUGUCAAAGUUAAAAAGCCAGAUGUUGAUGUAACAGCUCCAAAAGUUGACAUUAAUGCUCCAGAAGUUGAAGUACAAGGCAAAGUGAAAGGAUCCAAGUUUAAAAUGCCUUUCCUGAGUAUUUCAUCUCCCAAAGUUUCUAUGCCUGAUGUGGAGCUAAAUUUGAAAGGUCCUAAGGUCAAAGGAGACUUAGAUGUAGCAGGCCCAAAUUUAGAAGGAGAUUUUAAAAGCCCUAAAGUGGACAUUAAAGCACCAGAGGUUCAUAUUAAUGCACCUGAUGUGGACGUUCAUGGUCCAGAAUGGAAUCUGAAGAUGCCCAAGAUGAAAAUGCCCAAGUUCAGUGUGUCUGGCAUAAAAGCAGAAGGACCUGAUGUGGCUAUGGAUUUACCAAAAGGAGACAUCAAUGUAGAAGGUCCCAGUAUGAAUAUUGAGGGCCCAGAACUCAAUGUAGAGUGUCCAGAGGGAAGCUUAAAAGGCUCCAAAUUUAAGAUGCCUGAGAUGAACAUCAAAGCCCCCAAGAUCUCUAUGCCUGACAUUGACUUAAACCUGAAAGGUCCCAAGGUAAAAGGUGAUGUAGAUGUAUCUCUUCCCAAACUUGAAGGGGAUCUUAAAGGACCAAAAGUUGACAUUAAAGACCCCAAAGUGGACAUCAGUGCUCCAGAUGUGGAUGUUCAUGGUCCAGACUGGCACCUGAAGAUGCCCAAGGUGAAAAUGCCCAAGUUCAGCAUGCCUGGCUUCAAGGGAGAGGGCCCUGAAGUGGAUGUUAAUUUGCCCAAAGCUGACAUUGAUGUCUCAGGACCCAAGGUGGACAUUGAUGUUCCAGAUGUGAAUAUAGAAGGUCCUGAUGCAAAACCGAAGGGUCCUAAGUUCAAGAUGCCAGAGAUGAACAUCAAGGCUCCCAAGAUCUCCAUGCCCGACUUUGAUCUGAAUCUUAAAGGCCCAAAAUGGAAGGGUGAUGUGGAUGUGUCCUUGCCCAAAGUAGAAGGUGACCUCAAGGGUCCAGAGGUGGAUAUUACUGGCCCUAAAGUGGACAUUGACAUUCCUGAAGUUAGCAUUGAAGGUCCAGAGGGCAAACUGAAAGGUCCCAAGUUUAAGAUGCCCGAGAUGAACAUCACAGCCCCCAAGAUCUCCAUGCCAGACAUUGAUCUUAACCUGAAAGGCCCCAAAGUGAAGGGUGAUGUAGACGUGUCCCUGCCCAAAGUGGAAGGUGGCCUCAAGGGCCCUGAAGUUGACAUCAAAGGCCCCAAAGUGGACAUUGAUGCUCCAGAUGUGGAUGUUCAUGGUCCAGACUGGCACCUGAAGAUGCCCAAAAUAAAAAUGCCCAAAUUCAGCAUGCCUGGCUUCAAGGGAGAGGGCCCUGAAGUAGAUGUGAACCUGCCAAAGGCUGACAUUGAUGUCUCAGGACCCAAGGUGGACAUUGAUAUUCCAGAUGUGAAUAUUGAAGGUCCUGAUGCAAAACUGAAGGGUCCUAAGUUCAAGAUGCCAGAGAUGAACAUCAAGGCUCCCAAGAUCUCCAUGCCUGAUUUACAUCUCAAGGGUCCCAAACUAAAAGGAGAUGUGGAUGUAUCCCUGCCAAAAGUAGAAGGUGACCUCAAGGGCCCUGAAGUUGACAUCAAAGGCCCCAAAGUGGACAUUAGUCCUCCAGAUGUAGAUGUUCAUGGUCCAGACUGGCACCUGAAGAUGCCCAAGGUGAAAAUGCCCAAGUUCAGCAUGCCUGGAAUCAAGGGAGAGGGUCCUGAAGUGGAUGUGAGCCUGCCAAAGGCUGACAUUGAUGUCUCAGGACCCAAGGUGGACAUUGAAGGCCCUGAUGUGAGCAUUGAAGGACCAGAAGGAAAGUUGAAGGGUCCUAAGUUCAAGAUGCCUGAGAUGAACAUCAAAGCCCCCAAGAUCUCCAUGCCAGACAUUGAUCUUAACCUGAAAGGCCCCAAAGUGAAGGGUGAUGUAGACGUGUCCCUGCCCAAAGUGGAAGGUGAGAUUAAAGUUCCUGAAGUUGACAUCAAAGGCCCCAAAGUGGACAUUGAUGCUCCAGAUGUGGAUGUUCAUGGUCCAGACUGGCACCUGAAGAUGCCCAAAAUAAAAAUGCCCAAGUUCAGCAUGCCUGGCUUCAAGGGAGAGGGCCCUGAAGUAGAUGUGAACCUGCCAAAGGCUGACAUUGAUGUCUCAGGACCCAAGGUGGACAUUGAUAUUCCAGAUGUGAAUAUUGAAGGUCCUGAUGCAAAACUUAAGGGUCCUAAGUUCAAGAUGCCAGAGAUGAACAUCAAGGCUCCCAAGAUCUCCAUGCCUGAUUUACAUCUCAAGGGUCCCAAACUAAAGGGAGAUGUGGAUGUUUCCCUGCCCAAAGUAGAAGGUGACCUCAAGGGUCCUGAAGUUGACAUCAAAGGCCCUAAAGUGGACAUUGAUGCUCCAGAUGUAGAUGUUCAUGGUCCAGACUGGCACCUGAAGAUGCCCAAGGUGAAAAUGCCCAAGUUCAGCAUGCCUGGCUUUAAGGGAGAGGGUCCUGAAGUGGAUGUGAACCUUCCGAAGGCUGACAUAGAUGUCUCAGGACCCAAGGUGGACAUUGACACUCCUGACAUUGGCAUUCAUGGUCCAGAAGGGAAACUAAAGGGCCCCAAGUUUAAAAUGCCUGAUCUCCACCUCAAGGCACCCAAGAUCUCAAUGCCAGAAGUUGACUUGAACCUGAAAGGGCCGAAGGUGAAGGGUGAUGUGGAUGUAUCUCUGCCCAAAGUGGAAGGAGACCUCAAAGGCCCUGAAGUUGACAUCAAAGGCCCCAAAGUGGACAUCAAUGCUCCAGAUGUGGAUGUUCAUGGUCCAGACUGGCACCUGAAGAUGCCCAAGGUGAAAAUGCCCAAGUUCAGCAUGCCUGGCUUCAAGGGAGAGGGCCCUGAAGUGGAUGUAAACCUGCCAAAGGCUGACAUUGAUGUCUCAGGACCCAAGGUGGACAUUGAUGUUCCAGAUGUGAAUAUUGAAGGUCCUGAUGCAAAACUGAAGGGUCCUAAGUUCAAGAUGCCAGAGAUGAACAUCAAGGCUCCCAAGAUCUCCAUGCCUGACAUUGAUUUGCACUUGAAGGGGCCUAAACUGAAGGGAGAUGUGGAUGCUUCCUUGCCUAAAAUGGAAGGUGAACUAAAAGGCCCUGCUAUUGAUAUAAAGGGUCCCAGUGUGGAUAUCGACACUCCUGACAUCAAUAUUGAUGGUCCAGAAGGGAAAUUAAAGGGACCCAAAUUCAAAAUACCAGACAUGCACAUCAAAGCUCCCAAGAUUUCCAUGCCUGACUUUGACUUAAACCUUAAAGGACCCAAGGUAAAAGGAGAUGUGGACCUUGCACUACCUAAGGUCGAAGGUGAUCUCAAAGGGCCAGAGGUAGACAUUGAGGGUCCUGAAGGAAAGCUCAAAGGUCCCAAAUUUAAGAUGCCAGAUGUCCAUUUUAAGACCCCUCAAAUUUCAAUGAGUGACAUUGAUUUGAACAUGAGAGGACCUAAGAUAAGGGGAGAUUUGGACAUAGAAGGGGAUUUGAAAGGUCCCAAACUGGAUGUCAAAGGCCCUAAACUGGACAUUGACACUCCUGACAUUGACGUUCAUGGUCCAGAAGGGAAACUAAAGGGCCCCAAGUUUAAAAUGCCUGAUCUCCACCUCAAGGCACCCAAGAUCUCAAUGCCAGAAGUUGACUUGAACCUGAAAGGGCCGAAGGUGAAGGGUGAUGUAGAUGUAUCUCUGCCCAAAGUGGAAGGAGACCUCAAAGGCCCUGAAGUUGACAUCAAAGGCCCCAAUGUGGACAUCAAUGCUCCAGAUGUGGAUGUUCAUGGUCCAGACUGGCACCUGAAGAUGCCCAAGGUGAAAAUGCCCAAGUUCAGCAUGCCUGGCUUCAAGGGAGAGGGCCCUGAAGUAGAUGUAAACCUGCCAAAGGCUGACAUUGAUGUCUCAGGACCCAAGGUGGACAUUGAUGUUCCAGAUGUGAAUAUUGAAGGUCCUGAUGCAAAACUUAAGGGUCCUAAGUUCAAGAUGCCAGAGAUGAACAUCAAGGCUCCCAAGAUCUCCAUGCCCGAUUUACAUCUUAAGGGUCCCAAACUAAAGGGAGAUGUGGACGUUUCCUUGCCCAAAGUAGAAGGUGACUUCAAGGGCCCGGAAAUUGAUAUUAAAGGACCUAAUGUUGACAUUGAUGUUCCAGAUGUGAAUAUUGAAGGUCCUGAUGCAAAACUGAAGGGAUCUAAGUUCAAAAUGCCAGAGAUUAACAUCAAAGCCCCCAAGAUCUCCAUGCCAGACAUUGAUCUUAACCUGAAAGGCCCCAAAGUGAAGGGUGAUGUGGAUGUGUCCCUGCCCAAAGUGGAAGGUGAGAUUAAAGUUCCUGAAGUUGACAUCAAAGGCCCCAAAGUGGACAUUGAUGCUCCAGAUGUGGAUGUUCAUGGUCCAGACUGGCACCUGAAGAUGCCCAAGGUGAAAAUGCCCAAGUUCAGCAUGCCUGGCUUCAAGGGAGAGGGCCCUGAAGUAGAUGUGAGCCUGCCAAAGGCUGACAUUGAUGUCUCAGGACCCAAGGUGGACAUUGAUGUUCCAGAUGUGAAUAUAGAAGGUCCUGAUGCAAAACUGAAGGGUCCUAAGUUCAAGAUGCCGGAGAUUAGCAUCAAGGCUCCAAAGAUAUCUAUGCCUGAUGUGGAUCUGGAGUUAAAAGGACCCAAAGUAAAAGGAGACUUUGAUGUGUCUGUUCCCAAGAUUGAAGGUAGUCUCAAAGGACCCGAAGUAGACCUGAAAGGUCCAGGUCUAGAUUUUGAAGGCCCUGAUGCUAAACUUAGUGGCCCUAACUUGAAGAUGCCAUCACUGGAUGUGUCUGCUCCUAAAAUAACUGGACCUGAUGUUAAUGUGCACCUCAAGACACCAAAAAUUGGUGUUUCUGGGCCUAAGUUAGGAAGUGGUGAAGUGGACCUCAAGGGACCCAAAGUUGAUUUAGAAACUCCAAGUUUAGACGUCCGCAUGGAGAGCCCAGAUAUUAAUAUCGAGGGUCCAGAUGUUAAAGUUCCAAAGUUUAAGAAACCCAAGUUUGGAUUUGGUGCAAAAAGCGCUAAAGCUGACAUCAAGACACCCUCAGUUGAUGUGACUGUCCCUGAAGCAGAGCUGAGUGUUGAGACCCCUGACGUAAGCCUUGGUGGAAAGGGCAAGAAAAGCAAGUUUAAAAUGCCUAAAAUUCACAUGAGUGGCCCUAAAGUUAAGGCCAAAAAGCAGGGAUUUGAUUUGAACGUUCCCGGAGGUGAGAUUGAUGCCAGUCUGAAGGCUCCCGAUGUGGAUAUUGGUGUUGCAGGGCCUGACGCUGCACUCAAAGUUGAUGUAAAGUCUCCGAAAGCCAAGAAAACCAUGUUUGGGAAAAUGUACUUCCCAGAUGUAGAAUUUGACAUCAAGUCACCUAAAUUUAAAGCAGAGGCUUCCCUACCUAGCCCUAAGUUGGAGGGUGACAUCAAGGUACCAGAUCUGGACAUUUCUUCACCAGGGGUUAAUGUGGAAGCUCCUGACAUCCAUGUGAAGGCUCCCAAGUUCAAGGUGCCAGGUGUGGAUGUCUCAGGGCCAAAGUUAGAGGGCAACUUGAAAGGUCCUAAGGUGCAGGCAAACUUGGAGACACCUAACAUCAACAUUGAAGGCUCUGAUGCCAAAAUCAAAGCACCCUCAUUCAGUGUGUCUGCUCCUCAAGUCUCCAUACCUGAUGUGAAUGUUAAGUUGACAGGACCAAAGAUAAAGGGUGAUGCCCCCAGUGUGGGUCUGGAAGGACCUGAUGUCGAUUUGCAAGGUCCAGAAGGAAAAAUCAAGUUCCCCAAGUUUUCACUGCCCAAGAUCAGUGCCCCCGGUCUUGAAGGAAGCUUGAGCACAUCAGAUGUUAAGUUGGAAGGGCCUGAUAUAUCUCUUAAAGGCCCAGGAGUGGACUUGCCUUCAGUGGACCUCUCUAUGCCAAAAAUUUCUGGGCCUGAUCUUGACCUGAACUUGAAAGGACCAAGUCUGAAGGGAGACCUGGAUGCAUCCAGUCCCAGCAUGAAGCUGCACGCCCCAGGUCUUGACCUCAAAGGUGUUGGUGGAAAAGUACAGAUAGGAGGAGAUGGUGUGAAAGUCCCAGGGAUUGAUGCCACAGCAGCCCUUAAUGUGGGGGUACCUGACGUGACCCUGAAGGGACCAAGCCUACAGGGAGAUCUGACCAUGUCUGGGGACAUCAAGUGCCCUAAACUAUCUGCGGGUGCCCCUGAUCUCAGCUUGGAGGCCUCAGAAGGUAGCAUCAAAUUUCCACACAUGAAGCUGCCUCAGUUUGGCAUCUCUGCUCCAGGGUCCGACUUGGACGUUAACAUCAAGGGGCCACAAGUUUGUGGAGAACUGAAGGGGCCAGGAAUGGAUGUGAACCUGAAGGGGCCCCAGAUCUCAACACCAAGCAUGGACUUUAACUUGGAAGGACCAAAAGUGAAGGGGAGCCUUGGGGCCACUGGAGAACUGAAAGGCCCAGUAGUUGGGGGAAGCCUUCCAGGCAUCAGUGUUCAGGGCCUAGAAGGAAAUCUCCAAAUGCCUGGAAUUAAGGCUUCUGGGUUUGAUGUGCAACUCCCAACGGGGCAGCUUUCUGGUCCUGAAAUUAAAGGAGAUCUGAAAGGUUCAGGAAUAGGUCUCCAUGGGGCUGUCCCUGAUAUCAGUGUCAAGGGGCCUUCCUUUAACAUGGCAUCUCCAGAGUCAGAUUUUGGUGUCAGCUUGAAGGGCCCCAAAGUCAAAGGAGGUGUAGAUGUUUCAGGGGGUGUUAGUGUCCCAGAUAUCAACCUGGGUGAAGGGCAUAUGAAUGUCAAAGACUCUGGCGUUGAGUGGAAGGGACCCCAAGUCUCCUCCUCUCUAAACCUGGAUACAUCUAAACUUGCUGGGAACCUUCAUUUCUCAGGACCAAAGAUAGAAGGAGGCAUGAAAGGAGGCCAGACUGGACUCCAGGGUCCCGGGCUGAGUGUGUCUGGGCCUCAAGGUCACUUGGAAAGUGGAUCUGGAAAAGUAACAUUCCCCAAGAUGAAGAUCCCCAAAUUUGCCUUCUCUGGCCGUGAGCUUGUUGGCAGAGAAGUAGGGGUGGAUGUCAACUUCCCUAAAGUAGAGGCCAAUGUGCAGGCUGGUGCAGGAGAAGACGAAUGGGAAGAGUCAGAAGUAAAACUUAAAAAAUCCAAAAUCAAAAUGCCCAAGUUUAAUUUUUCCAAACCUAAAGGGAAAGGUGGUGUCACCAGCUCACCAGAAGCAUCCAUUUCUGGGUCCAAAGGGGACCUGAAGAGCUCAAAGGCCAGCUUGGGCUCUCUGGAAGGAGAAGCAGAUGCUGAAGCAUCGUCACCAAAAGGCAAAUUCUCGCUGUUUAAAAGUAAGAAGCCAAGACACCGCUCCAACUCCUUCAGCGAUGAGAGGGAGUUCUCGGCGCCUUCCACCCCAACCGGGACUUUGGAGUAUGCAGGUGGAGAAGUUAAAAGCAAACACGGGAAGCUGAAAUUUGGUACCUUCGGUGGGUUGGGGUCAAAGAGCAAAGGUCAUUAUGAGGUGACUGGGAGUGAUGAUGAGGCAGCCAAGUUACAGGGGAGUGGAGUGUCUUUGGCCUCAAAGAAGUCCCGACUGUCUUCCUCUUCUAGCAAUGACAGUGGGACGAAGGUUGGCAUCCAGCUUCCUGAGGUAGAACUCUCAAUUUCCACAAAGAAAGAGUAGUGGGCCUUGUAUGUGUGUACAUAUAUAUAAAUACAUCAGCCUUGGGUGUGUUUGUAUAUAAACUCCAAAGAGAAACACCCCAACAGCCUCAGCAAUAAUGCAAAGAUCUUGCCUCUCCCAGUGGCAAGUGCUGACAAACUGAGUGCCUCUAGGCUCCUGGGACUCUGCAGCUAGGUAAAGAGUUCUAAGUUCAUCUGGCCCAUGUGCAAAGUCAACAGUAUUUGCCUUAAGAUUUUAGUUUUUUUGGUUUCUUUUCUUUUUUUUUUUUUUUUUGCAUUGAACGCUGAGAGCUCGUGUUUACUAAGCAAGCUUUUGUGUUUAUCCUUAUUUUUACUGAACAUUGUUAGUACCUGGGUAAUGGAAACCCACUUUCUUUUCAUUGUAAUGACUUGGGGCGCUUUUGUGAGUAAGGGAAGGUGGGAUAAAAGGUGACAGAGGGGUCUAGGUCGUCAUUGCUCUGAAGGUUGGAUAUGUACAAACAGCAACACCCUGGCAUGGCUCAGAGGAGGUGGCAGCCAGGAGGUGGGUGUUUCUCAAUUCUCUGUAGCAUGACUUUUAAUCCCUAGGUGUGUUAGUCCCAGCCUAGUUUGGUGCUUAAGGUGAGAGGGGGAUUUAAAUCUGUCUGCAAAUUGUCCAACCCGCCAGGUCAGUGUGAGGGGCUUCCAUUCUGGGUUUGGUAAGAAAAGUGUUCAUUCGUGACUGCUGUGUUCUGAGAAAAGUUCUGAUUCCUUUUAACAAAUGUCAUCAUGAUUAAGGAAAUGUCUGGCACUUUAAUGGAAAAUUAAUUGAGAAUGUAAGAAAGUUGAUGCUGUACAAGGCAAAUAAAACUGUUCAUUAA
Messenger RNA from Chionomys nivalis (European snow vole), 18476 nucleotides. RefSeq names its product AHNAK nucleoprotein (gene Ahnak). Gene Ontology annotation, molecular function: protein binding. The coding region runs from base 263 to 17638 and encodes 5791 amino acids. The transcript is spliced from 5 exons. The record is from RefSeq and is a predicted model, not a curated record. Gene Ontology annotation, biological process: regulation of RNA splicing. NCBI's taxonomy places the organism in Eukaryota, Metazoa, Chordata, Mammalia, Rodentia, Cricetidae. Gene Ontology annotation, cellular component: cytoplasm; nucleus; costamere.